Molecule: messenger RNA, 1622 nt
Organism: Candoia aspera
Lineage: Eukaryota; Metazoa; Chordata; Lepidosauria; Squamata; Candoiidae
Gene: GNG7
Product: G protein subunit gamma 7
Exons: 4
Coding region: 161-367 (68 amino acids)
Biological process (GO): G protein-coupled receptor signaling pathway
Cellular component (GO): heterotrimeric G-protein complex
Molecular function (GO): G-protein beta-subunit binding
Source: RefSeq, a predicted model, not a curated record
CCUGGCGGCCUCGGCGGAGCUGCGUUGCGGACAGAGCGUGAGGCGGCCGGGCGGCGGCGGCGGCGGCGACGGAGCCGGAAGCCGUCCUCGGUGGUGCCAUUGGACUCGGGAGGAGGAGGUUCCCUGACAGGCGCUGGCGGACCCAGACUGAUGGCAGACAAUGUCGGCCACUAACAACAUUGCCCAGGCCCGGAAGCUGGUGGAGCAGCUGCGGAUUGAGGCCGGGAUCGAGAGGAUAAAGGUCUCGAAAGCAUCCUUGGAGCUGAUGAACUACUGUGAGCAGCAGGCCAGGAAUGACCCGCUGCUGGUUGGCGUCCCGGCUUCGGAGAACCCCUUCAAGGACAAGAAGCCGUGCGCCCUCCUAUAGCCUCCCCCCGGGCCAGGCCUUCACAGCCCCCGGGUCGGGACCCAGCCUACCUUGAUCUCUGGCCAGGCCAAUUUCACAGCACGUGUGGGCAGUAGGGUGACAGGCGGAGUUUAGCAAGCUUCAAAGGUGCCCACAAAGGUGCCCGACAACCCACGAGCCCAGGGCCCUUUUGGAACCGAAGUUGGGGGUGCUGGCUGCGGGGAUGGGGGGCUGCUGGGAGGUGGCCCUUCCCAGAGCUGAGCCAGCAUUCAGGGAAGGGGGUCAGCCUUCACCCCCAGGACCUUCCGCUUGAGCCAGCCGGCCUCUCCAGGACAAGCCCCCAGGAGGGGGGAGCAGGCCUUGUCCUGACCGCUUGUCUGGUCAGGUCCAGCGGGCAGAUGACUGAAUCUGGGCCAGGGGGGCAGCAGGAGGGACAGUGCGGGCCACACUUGAGGGGCCGCCUGGGGAAGGAACCCCGCAGGAAGCCAGGCUGUCUGGCUCUCAGGAUGCCCCCUUGCUUGGACCUGGGGCCAUGGCAGGGUCAGGGCAGGCAGAGGCCCCGCUGGAGGCAAGGGGGGCCUUGGGCAGCCUUCCCUGUCCCAGACUGUUGAGGGGGGGCACCCCAAGCAGCGAAGCCCCCUCUUUUCCAUUGAGUCUCCUCUGGAGUGCUUUCCAUCUGACCUGCUUCUCCACAAUCUGCCGGAUUCUCACUUUGAGUUUCCCCCCAUCCUCCCCUCUUGCACAGAGCCCCUGAUCCCCCCUUCGCCCACUCAGGUCCCCAGGGACAUCUGCAGCCAGAGCUGCUUACAGAGCAGGGUCUGUGAGUGUGAGUGAGAGAUUCAUCCAUCAGUCCCUCCUCCUCCCACCAGGGAGAGAGCACAGCGGCUCCUUCCUUCCUUCCUUCUGCAGCACCCACGGGAAAGCCCAGGAUGGGGGGGUGACCCAAAGGGUCGCAUCCCUCCACCCCAGGUGAGCAGGAGCCCUGCUUUGCUCGAGAAAGGAGGUAAAGGAGGAGGUGGCCACCUGAGGGGUGGGGGACGCCUUCCUGCACCCCCGUCGCCCAAUCCCUGCCUGUGCAGAGGAGCCUUUUGGGCAGAAGGUGGGGUGGCUGGCUGUGUCAGUCCCAGACCUCCCUGAGAGGGAAGGGGGAGCGUGACCCAGACCAGCAGCCGAGGGGCAGAAACACGAGGUGAAGUUAGGCGGUGCCAGGGAGGAACAAAUGGGGGGGGGCUGCAUCUGCUUUGGCUGGGUCCCAACAAGCAGCAGGGAAUCUGUG